AAUCCUCCUUUUCAAUGUUAAUGAAUCCUGAAAUUGCAACUCAAGAAUUAAAAGAAUUCUUGACACAUUUAGAAAUAAAUUUGAACAAUCUCCUGAAGGUACAGUCAUCAAAUAUGCUAGCUAAUGUAUCAAAACCACAAAUACAGCAAAAAACACACGAUUAUGGUAUAGUUGAUUUGAAAGAGCUUGUUAAUGAUACACAACCUGUUAUUGAUUUGUUAACAAAAGCUAGAUCAUUGUACAAUGGAAUUGAUCCUUUAACGGAUGAAGAAAUGGUUCAAAUAUUUAAUCACACACAAAUACCAUCAAUUUUGGCGAUAUUCUAA
Molecule: messenger RNA, 326 nt
Organism: Entrophospora sp. SA101
Lineage: Eukaryota; Fungi; Glomeromycota; Glomeromycetes; Entrophosporales; Entrophosporaceae
Source: the annotation of a GenBank genome assembly